Messenger RNA from Penicillium angulare, 909 nucleotides. Its product is annotated as putative L-cystine transporter. Gene Ontology annotation, cellular component: fungal-type vacuole; vacuolar membrane. Lineage: Eukaryota; Fungi; Ascomycota; Eurotiomycetes; Eurotiales; Aspergillaceae. Bases 1 to 909 code for a protein of 302 amino acids. The transcript is spliced from 4 exons. The record is from RefSeq and is a predicted model, not a curated record. Gene Ontology annotation, biological process: L-cystine transport. Gene Ontology annotation, molecular function: L-cystine transmembrane transporter activity.
AUGCCCUCGCAUCAGCUGGAUGUCUUCGUUCGAGCUCUGUCGCGUCUUUUAGGUUGGGUAUAUGUGGGCUGCUGGUCAGCGUCCUUCUAUCCACAACCCAUCUCUAAUGUGCAGCGGGGCUCCACGGCAGGCCUAUCGAUCGACUUUCCAACAAUCAACACUUUGGGAUUUCUCUGCUAUACUAUAUACACGGCAGCAUUUCUCUACUCGCCUGUAAUUCGCUCACAAUACGCAGCUAGACAUCCGCUUUCAGAAGAGCCAACAGUCCGCUUCAACGACCUAGCGUUCGCAGUCCAUGCCGUGAUCCUAAGUUUGAUCACUUAUUCGCAAUUCUGGCCAAUGAUCUGGGGUUUACAAGUGUCUCGCUUCCAAAGGAUCAGCAAACCUAUUGCAGGUCUAUUUUGGGGAUCGAUCCUGGCACCGUUAAUCGUGAUAUGGGUGGUUUUGUCUCUAAGCCCGGACGGGGGCUACGAUCCUUCAACCUGGGCGUGGAUCGACGUGGAACAUUCCUUGGUUCGUCAGAUUUAUGCCUUUUCGUACAUCAAGGUCGUCAUUACCAUUUUCAAAUACGUGCCCCAGGCAUGGUUGAACUAUAAGCGAAAGUCGACUUCUGGUUGGAAUAUCCUUCAGAUUCUAUUAGAUCUGAGUGGAGGUGUACUGUCGUUACUGCAGUUAAUCCUUGACUCGAGUCUACAGAACGACUGGAGUGGUAUUACCGGCAAUCCGGUUAAGCUUUUCCUGGGGAACAUCACGAUUAUUUCCGAUAUGAUCUUUGUGGUUCAGCACUAUAUUCUAUAUCGGGAAGCGAAGUCCAAGCCACCGGUAUUGUCGGGUCGACGUGCGCAUUCGGACACGGACUUCACGACCCCGUUGCUGACAGACGAAAGCUCUCCGGCACCUACCAGGUAG